Lethenteron reissneri (Far Eastern brook lamprey) is the source of this 1741-nucleotide messenger RNA. It is a transcript of the gene RPAIN, whose product is annotated as RPA interacting protein. Gene Ontology annotation, biological process: protein import into nucleus. The record is from RefSeq and is a predicted model, not a curated record. Lineage: Eukaryota; Metazoa; Chordata; Hyperoartia; Petromyzontiformes; Petromyzontidae. Gene Ontology annotation, cellular component: nucleus.
CCGGGAGGAACCGGCGGAACCGCUCAGGGGGUCCAUCAGCAGCAGCGGCAGUAGCAGCAGCAGCAGAGUCGGGGUGUCUGACCCCUUGUCGGGGUCCCUGGGGCGAGGUGUCUGACCCCCUUGUCGGGGUCCCUGGGUCCGGGGUCUCUGACCCCCUUGUCGGGGUCCCGGGGGCGAGGUGUCUGACCCCCUUGUCGGGGUCCCUGGGGCGAGGUCUCUGAUCCCCUUGUCGGUGUCCCGGGGGCGAGGUGUCUGACCCCCUUGUCGGGGUCCCUGGGUCCGGGGUCUCUGACCCCCUUGUCGGGGUCCCUGGGUCGGGGGUCUCUGAUCCCCUUGUCGGGGUCCCGGGGGCGAGGUGUCUGACCCCCCCUGUCGGGGGUUUCCCUGGGUCGGGGGUCUCUCUCUCGUCGCUGAGUUGGGUUGUGGUGUGUGUGGGUGUCUACGCCUGGGUCUCUCCCCCCGACGAAUCCCCGUGUUGUGUGUGUGUUGUUGUGUGUGUGUGUUGGGGUGUGUGUGUGUAGUGUGUGUGUGUGUUGGGUGUGUUGGGUGUGUGUGUGUUGGGGUGUGUGUGUGUAGUGUGUGUGUGUAGUGUGUGUGUGUUGGGUGUGUGUGUGUUGUUGUGUGUGUGUGUGUUGGGGUGUGUGUGUGUAGUGUGUGUGUGUUGGGUGUGUGUGUGUUGUUGUGGUGUGUGGGUGGUGUGGUGUGUGUGGGUGGUGUGUGUGGGUGUCUCCCCCCGACGAACCCCCCCCCCCGCGUGUUGUUGGCGAUGGAGGCGCGCGGCUGCCGCCAGACGGAGCUCCGUGCCCGCUACAAGCGCUGCCUCGCCCCCCCCGCCUGGAAGCAGCAGCUCCGCGAGCGCUGUGUUACUCGCUUCAGGGAGUCGCGCUACGACCUGUUGUCACGCUUCCGCCACCUCGCUCCACACCCCGAACAAGAUCAACAACAUCUCCCCACGUGCAGCGGCACAGGGAGCCCGGUUAGCGUUGAUGCUGCCCGAGAUGGAGGAGUUGCUUUGGCGAUGGUGAAUGCCGUGCUGCAGGAAGAGUGGGAUGCUCUGCAGAGCUCGUAUAGCGACGGCUUCCCGGAACCGGAGGAUGCGCCGUUUGUGGAAGAACUUCGUCAAGAGCUGCUAUCCGAAGCACUGUCGUACGAGCUGGAGGAGCUGCGCCGCCUGGAUGAAGAGAUGCUGCACGAGGCGGUGGGGCGGCUGCACGACCACGAGGGGGACCUCCUGUGCCCCGCGUGUCUCCGGGGUUACGUGCUGCAGGGAGAAGCUCGCCUGACGUGUCCAUGCGGCUUGGACCUCCGCACUCGGGUCAGCGCGCCGGAACUGCGAGCCCGGCUGUGCGCCGUGAUGCAUGCGCACGGCCAGGUGUGCGCGUGUCGGCCCAGCUUCCAGCAGAUGGACAACACGCUGAUGGCGUUCUGCCAGGUCUGCGACUCCCUUGAGGUUGUGCUGUAGAGGGCGGCUCGGCCCCGCAGAACGCCGUCCACUCUGCCCGGCACGUUCCAGCAACGGGGGGGCAAGAGGAAGUCGCCUGCCCCCCCCCCCACCACCAGCGUGCCCCCCCCACCCAUCCUCUGUUAUUUUUAGAUGGUGGUUUGUCAAUUUUUUUUUAGAGAAUAAAUAAUGUUUCAAUGAAGUUGAAUGGGCUGCAGAGCAGGUUUCGUUCAGUUCGUUUGUAUUUAAGGUCUGUAAAUACUGUGGAGUGCUUUGAAAUAAUAAACGUGUAUUUUUGAA